CGCGGAACUAUAAUGGUAACAUCAACUCUAAACUUUAAAUAUAUAUAUUGAAGUUUAUUCAGACGAUCGAGCGCUUGAAAUUACUUCGGUAUUCUCCGUGAGCCAAUUUAAAUUACAAAACCAGUUUAAACGGUCACUUAACAUAUUAGAAGUUCUCUACUAGUAUGUCGGGAGAGCCAAAGCUUAUAACGGUUGCCGACGACGGUGGGGAAACGCUUGAGUUUAUGCAGCUGAAGAAUGGUUUGCGACAACCGCCUUUCAACAUGACGGCCGACGAGAUCCAGGAAAUAUUUGAGCACGUGCCCGAGACCCCGUGCAGGGAUGACGACAUUAUGCUAGCGACAUUUCCGAAGACCGGUACGAACUGGCUGUACGAGAUGUUGUCCAUGAUACAGCGGCGAUCGUCAGCGCGCGUACAGGACACAAAGAUGUCCACCAUGUUAGAGGCAAACAAGGCUGACGUCAUUGAUACCCGGUCAUCACCACGUGUCCUCAACAGUCACUAUCGGCCAAGGUUUCUUCCUAAGGACCUGUGCCGGAAGCAGAUAAAGACGGUGCUGUGUCUGCGGAACCCAAAGGACGCCGCCGUCUCUCAAUAUGCGCACAUGACGGGCAUGCACAUCUACAAUUACAAAGGGACGUUCACGGACUGGAUCCGACCUUACGUCGAAGGGGAAAUGGAGUACAACUCGUACGCUGAUUACCUGAACGCGUGGCAGGAGGUUAUAGAGGCGGGGCCGGGGUACCCUCUACAUGUCAUGUACUUCGAGGACCUAAAAAUGGACGGGAUUGGUCAGCUGAACAAGCUUCUCAAGUUUCUGGGUGUGGAUCUUGACGAGGCGACCCGGGACGCCAUAUUCGAACAGUGCCACUUCCCUAACAUGUUGAGGGAGAAACCGGAAAUUAUGCCAACCGUUGAGCAUUUCAAAAAUAACAACUUGUUCCGGAAGGGCCACUCUUUUUACAGGAAAGGGGAGGUUGGCGACUGGAAGAACUGGUUCACAGUUGCCAAGAACGAGAUGUUUGAUGCCGUCUGGGCCUCCAAGAUCCGCCCAGAUACCAUGUUUCACUUCCGGUACUUACUGUGAAUUUCCUUCGAUGAGAAGUGUGAAUGCAUCGUCGGAUAAUCAUGAUCCCCAUUUCUCAAAACUUCUCAAGCUUAACAUGUUUAAGAAGCUUAUUUCAAUGAGCCAUAACACAUACUUAUUUUUAUGUGAGUAUCAUAAAGAUAAUUCAUAUUGAAGUAUUAAAACUCUUAAAAAAGUAAAUAGAACGCAAAAUAAUAGAAAAUAAAAACUGAGCUUAGCUUUAUAAGAAACUUUUAUUUUUGAGCAUCCAAGCCCCUGAAGUUUCAUUUAUGUCACAAGAAAAAUAAUAAGACAUAUUGAACUGAAAAGGUCUUGCAUAUAUAUAUAUAUAUAUCCAAUGCCAGACGAGUUAUCAAAAAGCAUGUUUUAUAACGUAAAGUUAAACAAGAUCAUGCGACAUAAAGUUAGACGGCCAAAAUUCCGCAGUCAGUCCGAACAAAGAGGCGGCGCUGCUCAGAGAUCAAACGUACAGUGCGUGAAAAGGGUUAUCAA
This is a messenger RNA of Mya arenaria, 1580 nucleotides long. RefSeq names its product sulfotransferase 1B1-like. Gene Ontology annotation, cellular component: cytoplasm. The transcript has 7 exons. Gene Ontology annotation, molecular function: sulfotransferase activity. Lineage: Eukaryota; Metazoa; Mollusca; Bivalvia; Myida; Myidae. Gene Ontology annotation, biological process: sulfation. Bases 165 to 1088 code for a protein of 307 amino acids. The record is from RefSeq and is a predicted model, not a curated record.